CCUUUCGUUAUUUCUGAUAUUUUUGCGAGGAAACAAGGAAUCGAGGUCUAGGGUUCGUCUUCGCUAUUGGUUUCUUUUCUCUGAUUGAUCUGUAUUUUUCUCACUUUCGUUUUGCGAUUGAAUCUUUUGUUCCGUAUUACUUCUGUUUUGUGUGAUUUGAUUGGAGAUUCAAGAAAAAAAAAAUUGAAUUCCUGUUUCCGGAAGUAAAAUUUGAUAGGGAGAAAAAAAUUGAUCUUCGAAUUUGGGGAUUAGGGUUUCGAGAUUCUGUUUGGGGGGUUUCAUUUGGUUUUGUUCUUUUUUCUUUUCAUAUUGAGAAUUUUGUUAUUGAUUGAAAAGCGCUGUGGUUUUCGAUCAUUAUGGCGGCAGGGGGAGUCGAAGUUUUGAGGAGAAGGGAUUCUCGUUUCUCGAGAAAAGAAUUUGAUUUCGGAGAAAGCGGUUCACGGGUUGUGAACGCGAGUAGCUUUCGUCGUCAUGGCGUUAAGCAUAAGAAUGAUUCAGGUUCUAGACCAUAUGGGUUUUAUGGUAGAACUGAAGAGCGGCGAUCGGAUGGUGAAGCCUCGAAGCUUGAAGAUGUUGUUCAGUUACCUCCUGAGAAGAAGAGAAAAUUCUCUCCGAUCAUAUGGGAGAAAGAAGAGAAGGAUGUGACAAUAUCAUCCAGAAAAAGACGAGUUACUCCUUUGUCUCCUUCCCAUCAAGUAUUGGAUGGUGUUUGGAAUGGAGAUAUUUCAAAGUGCCCAGUCUCUGAGUCGGACAAUCAGUUUCAAGGGGUGGAGCUUUCAAAGGUUGAGGUUUUAGUGGAUGAUGAGUUGGUGGAACUUUCUCGACCCAAGAAAUCAGCUGCCGAUUUGUCUCCUGAGUUGCUUUCCCCGAAACGUGAGGAUGUUCACCAAACGCAAGAUCAAAUGGAAGAGGAAGAGGUGUUUCAGGCCCGGAACAUUUCAAUGUCAAGAUGGGCAUCUGAAGAGGAUUCUCCUCAACAUUUGUUUGAUCGUGAAUGCUCGCCUUACAUGGGGAUGUCAAGUCCUGAAAGCGGGGAGAUUGGAAGCGAGGGCUCAGUAGGGGAUAGGGCAAGUACAUCUUGCUCUGAUGAGGAAGGUUGCUAUGCUGGAUCUGGAAGUGGAGAUAAAUAUUCUGAAAAAGAGUUGUUUGAUGAUUUUGUGGAUAGUGAUGGCAAUGGGGAUGCUCGAAGUAAGUUCGAGGAUGAUGGGGAGGAUCUUCAAACGGAAGUGCCUACAGUGUCUAGCCAUGGACGUUUUAACAUGCUACAGAGUUGCAGAAGCGUGUUUGAGUAUGAGAAACUCAACAAAAUAAAUGAAGGGACCUACGGUGUUGUAUAUAAAGCAAGGGAUAAGAAAAAUGGGGAAAUUGUUGCACUUAAAAAGGUGAAGAUGGAUGUAAAUAAGGAUGAUUGUGGUUUUCCUUUGUCGUCUUUGAGGGAAAUAAACAUUCUUUCGUCAUUUAGUCACCCUUCAAUCGUAAAUGUUAAGGAGGUUGUCAUGGAUGACGAUAACGGUGUUUUUAUGGUUAUGGAGUACAUGGAAUAUGACCUCAAAUGUCUAAUGGAGAAGAUGAAAGAGCCGUUUAGCAUAAGCGAAGUUAAGUGGUUGAUGCUACAACUUCUAGAGGGUGUGAAGUAUCUUCACGAAAAUUGGGUGCUUCACAGAGAUCUCAAGACAUCAAAUCUUCUUCUGAGCGAGGACGGUGAGUUGAAAAUAUGCGACUUUGGGUUGUCACGUCAGUAUGGAAGUCCUCUGAAGCCGUAUACCCCAUUGGUGGUUACUUUGUGGUAUAGGGCCCCUGAAAUUCUUUUGGGUACAAAGGAAUACUCUACUGCUAUUGAUAUGUGGUCAGCGGGAUGCAUAAUGGCUGAAUUGGUAGCUAAGGAACCACUAUUCAGAGGGAAAACUGAAGUCGAGCAGCUUGAUAAGAUUUUCAGGACUCUUGGCACGCCAAAUGAAAGAAUUUGGCCUGGAUUAUCUACGUUGCCGGGGUCCAGAGCCAAUUUUGUUAAGCAACCCUACAAUCUACUGCGCAAGAAAUUUCCGGCAAAAUCUUUCAUAGGUUCUCCGGUUCUUUCUGAUUUGGGAUUUGACUUGUUGAGCAAACUUCUAACCUACGACCCUGAGAAGCGAAUCACAGCAGAGGAGGCUCUUAAUCACAAGUGGUUUCUUGAGGCUCCUCUCCCCAGAUCUGAUUUCAGGCCUCUUCCUGCCGUACAGAGUCAAAACAGGUAUCUCAGCAGCAGGCAGCGUGAGAAACAUUUGCAGAUCUAAUCUUGUCUUGACAAAAAUAUCAUUGAGGCUCCUCUCCCCAGAUCUGAUUUCAGGCCUCUUCCUGCCAUACAGAGUCAAAACAGGUAUCUCAGCAGCAGGCAGCGUGAGAAACAUUUGCAGAUCUAAUCUUGUCUUGACAAAAAUAUCAUUUUUUUUUUCAAUUCUUCGAACUGAUUAUUAAUCAUUCGUAAAGAACGACAAGGACUCUAGAUCUAUAGGAACAGGGUUAGAAGAAGAGAUGCUGCGUGUCGAUGGGGCAGCAAGUUGGUGAAGGGGUGCCAGCACACAAUGGUAGCAAUUGCCAUUAAUGAAGGCGUGGGGUAAUGACUUUAAUACAAAGAAAGUCUUGAUAUGGCCUUUUAAGUUGUAUGCGAAGAUGAAACUGUAUCUGAAGAUAAAUGGAAUUUUUUUUAACCAUAUAUUCAUGCCUUUUUUCUCUUCUUCUUUUCUGUUUGCAUAUUUAUGCUUUCUUUGCAAGUGAUUGCUGGCCUUAAAAGGGGGGAGUAUGUUAUCGUCUUCACGCACAAAUGAUGCAAAAAGGUUACCACUGCAAGGUAUUUCAUUGUGAAAGACGUGUCCUUUGCCCUUUUUUUAUUUUGAAUGGAGAUCUAAUAAUUUCCCACCCCUUUUUUUGGAUGUACCUUACUAGCUGCUAUUUAUAACGCUGGGAUGAUUUCGUUCGAGUUGGAUACACUUUCUUCUAUGCCAAUGUAUGUGCCAUGAUUAACAUAAUUGUUUUGAAAUAAACCAAAGUAUUUGUCCUUCUACUAUAGCAUUUGGGGUUAAUGAUUGUUGAAGAGAGCGGGUUUUGAAUUUUGAUGUAAUUGGUUAAUAUCUCAAGGUUCAUAGUCAUAAUGUAGACCAUUUUAAGGGCUUUCCAUGUUUCAUUUUUUGUGCAAAAUUAUCAUAUCGUCAUUUGUGCCUAUGAAAGUGUUGUUGAUUUUGUUUAGGCUAAUUAUCACAUUGUCAUUUGUGCCUAUGAAAGUGUUGUUUCGGCUAUUAAGUUCUUGUAUACGUGACUGCAGGGAUCACUCAUGUUUUCUUGAUCUUUUAAGUAUUUCUCCAUUCUGCAAACUCAUGCCUAGUAUUUACUUAGAAAUUAGAAGGCCGGCGCUGGUGCUAGCUGUCUCGGGUCUUUUGAUAAGUACUCCUAACUAUAUUAUCCAUCUCUCUGCACGUGUUCCGUUCUCCAAUUCUCUCCAUCAUUAUUGUUUAUCCAGUGUUCUCUCUUUUAUUUUUUAUUUUUAUUUUUGAUUAGCAUCCGUCAAUGUAAAUUCUCAUGUAAGGAAGUCUUGCAGCUUUUGCUGUGGGAACAGAGGUAGCUUUUACUACAGAUUUAGACUUGGCAAGCAAAAUUAAGUGGUAAGAUCUCACCUUUCCACUCCUCGGCAACUUAUAUUCCUAACCGGAAGUAUAAUGCUGGAGUUAGUUUACUGUCUGAUUUGAGUUCCAGACUGUCUUCUCUUUUUUUAUGGCGACACUUGUCCAUUGACCCUAGUCCAAGCUUUGCCAGCAUCUGUGGCUACGGUGCAAUGACUGGUGCGUUACAACACAUCAAAUGUGAUUUUGCAGAAACUAUAGCCUUACCUACUGAAGGUAUCACAUUUAUGAUUUUCACUCCAAAGUGUAAGAUAAAUAGUUAGGGUGGUGCUGGUGAUGAUGAUGAUAUGCAAGUAAACAGGCUAAAUGACCCGGCAGAAAAUUCAUGAAGGAAAUGUGGCCUAGGUGGGGAUACGUAAGUUUAACAAUAGUUGAGUAAUGAUGUAAUCUGUGUUUUCCCAUUUCCUGUCUCGGGAAAUUGCGUUGGAGUUUGUACACACUUUGUGCAUGAUGUUUCAUAUAUGGUAACAUUUGAUGUUU
Messenger RNA from Morus notabilis, 4133 nucleotides. RefSeq names its product cyclin-dependent kinase G-2. Bases 357 to 2273 code for a protein of 638 amino acids. The record is from RefSeq and is a predicted model, not a curated record. The transcript is spliced from 5 exons. Gene Ontology annotation, cellular component: nucleus. Lineage: Eukaryota; Viridiplantae; Streptophyta; Magnoliopsida; Rosales; Moraceae. Gene Ontology annotation, molecular function: cyclin-dependent protein serine/threonine kinase activity; ATP binding. Gene Ontology annotation, biological process: regulation of mitotic cell cycle; protein phosphorylation.